GAAAACUGCGCAGAAUUCCUGCUUUUUUGGGGAUUGUUCUUCGUUUUUGCUGGCUUUGAUUACUCCAAUUAAAUUUUUGGAUUCUCCCUGGGCGUGUUCACGCUGUUCUAGGAAGGUUUCGGUUUUUGCGAUCGUGAGGGUUCGCAUCGCCAUUGUUCCUCUGCACGGCCAGAAGCUCGCUCAUCGGCGGUGUUCAUCAACAAACGAUGAAUCCUCCGCAUCCGCCGCCUGUUGCAGCCCCCGGUCCGGCCGCCGUCGUGCCGAUAAGCCCAGACGCCCCUGAGGGUUUUGAUCAAGUACAGAUGGAAAGCGAACCCCUGCCCAACUGAUCCACGAAGCCACUUCCGGUCGCAUUUCCAGGCUCUGUUGUUGAUUGUCGCCAGCUGCGAAAGGGAGACGUAAUCCUUCUGAGGCUCUGAGCCAAUGCAAUCGACGGGAUAACUACGGAACACCGCCCAGUUGCCCAUAUAUACAGAGUACGGACUGAACCUUAUUCCCCAACACACAGCAAGUCACCCACUAGGCGCUCCGCCGCGCACUGACAACCUGUGCAGCGGAAAGAGCUGUCCGUGCACUGCACUGCAUCGCGUCGAAUUGACCGGAUCAGUGAGCGAGAGCUGGAGCGAGGAGCCCCUUCUAAUCCGACGUUGGCAGUACGACGCCAGGGAUCCGCCGGCAGCGGCUGCGGCAGUUAAUUGACGGAGACUCGGCACUGCCGGAAGAAGCAGUCCCGGCCAAGGCGCAGCACUAGCCUGCAGUCAAACUUAUAUAUAGGCGCUCGCUCCUGCGCUCCUCUGCUGGGAGCCAACGAAUAAUGUAGCGUCCCAGCCAGCAGUUCUUCUGUGUCGCCGAAUAUCAACUAUCUGUAUACUGCAGUCGUUCCUGGGAAUAAAGUGAAAUGGCCGCCCAUUGCAAGUGGGCAAUAUGCAGAUCCGUACUAGCCGGCGCCGACCGGAAGCUGGCUUGUUUGCUGCUGGCUGCACUGUGCGCCGCCAGCUGGAUGCCAGCUGUGAGGAGCCAGUACUGGGACGCGAGCGGGUACAACCGGCUGAACCCCAUCACCUACUACGGCUUCACGCAGCCCUACUACUCGGGCUUCUACGGCGGCAUCGGCGCCAUGCCCUACAUGUCGGGCUGGCAGGCCUCCAUCUACGGCGGCAGUCCGCUGGGCGCCCUCAGCUGGCUGGGCGCCGGCGCCUACGGUCUCGGCGGCGGCGGCGGCAUGGGCGGCGCCAUGGGCGGCUUCGGCAUGCCCGGCUGGAACGCCGCCCCCUCCGUCAGGCCCCACCGCUGUAACGCCGCCGCGGUGGCCCUCUCGCUCCUCGCCAUCGUCAGCAGUCUCCGCACAUCGCGGUAGCCAGCGCUCUUACGAGCGUGUGCCUGCGGGAUAAAUGCAGCCGGCAACGGGCCUGGCAUCCGUGUACGGAGCGCUUUGGCGGGGAUUGACGCUGUUAAUAGCCGUGUAUAUAUAGUGCCGGCAAUGCUGAUGGGUGACAAUUGCGAAGCUGCUUCGUGAACACUACAGAGUACCGACUAGCUUGCCACAACGGCGCCGGCGGACCUGGUCCCUUCUGCCGGUUCGCCCUGUUUGAGCUGCAUGUGCUCUGUGGAAAUUACCGUGCCAAAAGCUGUCAUAAGCGCUUUUUCUCUUUGUACAAACGCUUUGUUGUCUAGUGUCCGUUGAGAAAGCAAAUUAAAACAUU
Molecule: messenger RNA, 1703 nt
Organism: Paramacrobiotus metropolitanus
Lineage: Eukaryota; Metazoa; Tardigrada; Eutardigrada; Parachela; Macrobiotidae
Exons: 5
Coding region: 899-1357 (152 amino acids)
Source: RefSeq, a predicted model, not a curated record